Messenger RNA from Trichechus manatus latirostris (Florida manatee), 4077 nucleotides. It is a transcript of the gene SYNGAP1, whose product is annotated as synaptic Ras GTPase activating protein 1. Bases 1 to 4077 code for a protein of 1358 amino acids. NCBI's taxonomy places the organism in Eukaryota, Metazoa, Chordata, Mammalia, Sirenia, Trichechidae. Gene Ontology annotation, biological process: regulation of GTPase activity; negative regulation of Ras protein signal transduction. The record is from RefSeq and is a predicted model, not a curated record. The transcript is spliced from 20 exons.
AUGAUCCGAGGAGAGGCCAGCUGGCCCUGGAUGUAUAGGCUUAUCUUCUGUUCCUUUAAAGUUGCCAGGUACCUCAUCCCCAUCUGUGAUCUCCUCAAGGUGGAUGUACGGGGACCCCCUAUGCACCGAACCCAAUAUGUUCAUUCCCCGUAUGAUCGUCCUGGUUGGAACCCUCGGUUCUGCAUCAUCUCGGGGAACCAGCUGCUCAUGCUGGAUGAGGACGAGAUACACCCCCUUCUGAUCCGGGACCGGAGGAGCGAGUCCAGUCGCAACAAACUGCUGAGACGCACAGUCUCCGUGCCGGUGGAGGGGCGGCCCCACGGCGAGCAUGAAUACCACUUGGGUCGCUCGAGGAGAAAGAGCGUCCCAGGGGGGAAGCAGUACAGCAUGGAGGCCGCCCCUGCUGCACCCUUCCGGCCCUCGCAAGGCUUCCUGAGCCGGCGGCUAAAAAGCUCCAUCAAACGGACGAAGUCACAACCCAAACUUGACCGGACCAGCAGCUUUCGCCAGAUCCUGCCUCGCUUCCGAAGUGCUGACCAUGACCGGGCCCGGCUGAUGCAGAGUUUUAAGGAGUCACACUCCCACGAGUCCUUGCUGAGUCCUAGCAGUGCGGCUGAGGCCUUGGAGCUCAACUUGGAUGAGGAUUCCAUUAUCAAGCCAGUGCACAGCUCCAUCCUAGGCCAGGAGUUCUGUUUUGAGGUAACAACGUCAUCAGGAACAAAAUGUUUUGCCUGUCGAUCUGCGGCCGAAAGGGACAAGUGGAUCGAGAAUCUGCAGCGGGCAGUAAAACCCAACAAGGACAACAGUCGCCGGGUAGACAAUGUGCUAAAGCUGUGGAUCAUAGAGGCCAGGGAGCUGCCCCCCAAGAAGCGGUACUACUGUGAGCUUUGCUUGGAUGACAUGCUGUAUGCUCGCACCACCUCCAAGCCCCGCUCGGCCUCGGGGGACACUGUCUUCUGGGGCGAGCACUUCGAGUUUAACAACCUGCCGGCUGUCCGUGCCUUGCGGCUGCAUCUGUACCGUGACUCGGACAAAAAGCGCAAGAAGGACAAGGCGGGCUAUGUUGGCCUGGUGACUGUGCCUGUGGCCACCCUGGCUGGGCGCCACUUCACAGAGCAGUGGUACCCUGUAACCCUGCCGACGGGCAGUGGGGGCUCUGGGGGUAUGGGGGGCUCAGGAGGGGGAGGGGGCUCAGGGGGAGGCUCAGGGGGCAAAGGCAAAGGAGGUUGCCCGGCUGUGCGGCUGAAAGCACGUUACCAGACAAUGAGCAUCCUGCCCAUGGAGCUAUAUAAGGAAUUUGCGGAAUAUGUCACCAAUCAUUAUCGGAUGCUGUGUGCAGUGUUAGAGCCCGCCUUGAAUGUCAAGGGCAAGGAAGAGGUUGCCAGUGCCCUGGUUCACAUCCUGCAAAGCACAGGCAAGGCCAAGGACUUCCUUUCAGACAUGGCCAUGUCUGAGGUGGACCGGUUCAUGGAGCGGGAGCACCUCAUAUUUCGCGAGAACACACUCGCCACUAAAGCCAUAGAAGAGUACAUGAGACUGAUUGGUCAGAAAUACCUCAAGGAUGCCAUUGGGGAGUUCAUCCGUGCUCUGUAUGAGUCUGAGGAGAACUGUGAGGUGGACCCCAUCAAGUGCACAGCAUCCAGUCUGGCAGAACACCAGGCCAACCUGCGAAUGUGCUGUGAGUUGGCCCUGUGCAAAGUGGUCAACUCCCACUGCGUGUUCCCGAGGGAGCUGAAAGAGGUGUUUGCAUCUUGGAGACUGCGCUGCGCAGAGCGGGGCCGGGAGGACAUCGCUGACAGGCUGAUCAGCGCCUCACUCUUCCUGCGCUUCCUCUGCCCAGCCAUUAUGUCGCCCAGUCUUUUUGGGCUCAUGCAGGAAUACCCAGAUGAGCAGACCUCACGAACUCUCACACUCAUCGCCAAGGUCAUCCAGAAUCUGGCCAAUUUUUCCAAGUUUACCUCAAAGGAGGACUUCCUGGGAUUCAUGAAUGAGUUUCUGGAGCUGGAGUGGGGUUCCAUGCAGCAGUUCCUGUACGAGAUCUCCAACCUAGACACGCUGACCAACAGCAGUAGCUUUGAGGGUUACAUCGACUUGGGCCGAGAGCUUUCCACACUGCAUGCCCUGCUCUGGGAGGUGCUGCCCCAGCUCAGCAAGGAAGCCCUCCUGAAGCUGGGCCCGCUGCCCCGGCUCCUCAAUGACAUCAGCACGGCUCUGAGGAACCCCAACAUCCAAAGGCAGCCAAGCCGCCAGAGUGAGCGGCCCCGGCCUCAGCCCAUGGUGCUGCGGGGGCCGUCGGCCGAGAUGCAGGGCUACAUGAUGCGGGACCUCAACAGCUCCAUCGACCUUCAGUCCUUCAUGGCUCGAGGCCUCAACAGCUCUAUGGACAUGGCUCGCCUCCCUUCCCCAACCAAGGAAAAGCCACCCCCACCCCCACCUGGUGGGGGUAAAGACCUGUUUUACGUGAGCCGCCCACCCCUGGCCCGUUCCUCGCCAGCAUACUGCACAAGCAGCUCGGACAUCACAGAACCAGAACAGAAGAUGCUGAGUGUCAACAAGAGUGUGUCCAUGCUGGACCUGCAGGGUGACGGGCCCGGUGGCCGCCUCAACAGCAGCAGUGUUUCCAACCUGGCGGCUGUCGGGGACCUGCUGCACUCGAGCCAGGCCUCGCUAACAGCGGCCUUGGGGCUGCGACCUGCACCUGCCGGACGCCUCUCCCAGGGGAGUGGCUCAUCCAUCACAGCAGCUGGCAUGCGUCUCAGCCAGAUGGGUGUCACCACGGACGGUGUCCCUGCCCAGCAACUGCGCAUCCCCCUCUCCUUCCAGAACCCUCUCUUCCACAUGGCUGCCGAUGGGCCAGGCCCCCCAGGGGGCCACGGAGGAGGUGGUGGCCACGGCCCACCCUCCUCCCAUCAUCACCAUCACCACCAUCACCACCACCGAGGUGGAGAGCCCCCUGGGGAUACCUUCGCCCCGUUCCAUGGCUAUAGCAAGAGUGAGGACCUCUCCUCUGGGGUCCCCAAGCCCCCUGCUGCCUCCAUCCUUCACAGCCACAGCUACAGCGACGAGUUUGGACCGUCUGGCACUGACUUCACCCGUCGGCAGCUCUCACUCCAGGACAACCUACAGCACAUGCUGUCCCCUCCCCAGAUCACCAUUGGUCCCCAAAGGCCAGCCCCCUCAGGGCCUGGAGGUGGGAGUGGUGGUGGGGGCAGCAGCGGGGGUGGCGGGGGCCAACCACCUCCAUUGCAGAGGGGCAAGUCUCAGCAGUUGACAGUCAGCGCUGCCCAGAAACCCCGGCCAUCCAGUGGGAAUCUAUUGCAGUCACCAGAGCCAAGUUACGGCCCCGCCCGUCCACGGCAACAGAGCCUCAGCAAGGAGGGCAGCAUUGGGGGCAGCGGGGGCAGCGGUGGCGGAGGAGGGGGUGGGGGGCUCAAGCCCUCCAUCACUAAGCAGCAUUCUCAGACGCCAUCCACACUGAACCCCACAAUGCCAGCUUCCGAACGGACAGUGGCCUGGGUCUCCAAUAUGCCUCACCUGUCGGCUGACAUCGAGAGUGCCCACAUUGAGCGGGAAGAGUACAAGCUCAAGGAGUACUCUAAAUCGAUGGAUGAGAGCCGGCUGGACAGGGUGAAGGAGUACGAGGAGGAGAUCCACUCACUGAAGGAACGGCUGCAUAUGUCCAACCGGAAGCUGGAAGAGUAUGAGCGGAGGCUGUUGUCUCAGGAAGAACAGACCAGCAAAAUCCUGAUGCAGUAUCAGGCCCGACUGGAGCAGAGUGAGAAGAGGCUGAGGCAGCAGCAGGUGGAGAAGGACUCACAGAUCAAGAGCAUCAUUGGCAGGCUGAUGCUGGUGGAGGAGGAGCUGCGCCGGGACCACCCCGCCAUGGCUGAGCCGCUGCCUGAACCCAAGAAGAGGCUGCUCGACGCUCAGGAGAGGCAGCUUCCCCCCUUGGGUCCAACAAACCCGCGUGUGACGCUGGCCCCACCUUGGAACGGCCUGGCCCCCCCAGCCCCGCCCCCCCCACCCCGGCUACAGAUCACCGAGAACGGCGAGUUCCGAAACACCGCAGACCACUAG